AUGAAUUAUUGUUUGGCAUGGGAGGCGGAAAAUAGGCCAAAAAGUUGCCAAGUCACGCGCAAAAAAGGUCAACGACACAUGAAGGGCCAUGGAAGAAAUAUGGCCCUCAAGCAACCGGGGAAACGGACUAUCGACCUGCGCCGCAUAACAAGAGAAAGCUUGCCUGUGAAACGGACUGGGUGCCAGGCAUUCAUGGGCGACUUCGCAAUGGCGGCUGUUGCUGCUUCAGACAGACGGCCUUUGACCAUUGCAUGUUUCAGCGAGGAUGAACAGCCUGGGAGACCCACGACCAUGGGCGCACGUAGCGGAGCAUUAUUAUCCUAUUCUUGCUUGUCCAAAUUCAUGCCUCGACGUGUUUCCGACACAAUGGAUUUCUUCUGCCCGCCGUAUUAUGCCGCCCUGGCGUCUCGUUUCCUGUCGGCUAUGUGCUCUACUCUUUCGCACGGCUAUUCGGUGUCUGAGCGUCACGGGCCAAGCUCGUCCGACACCGACAGACGGCACUUUGCGGUGUUAUGCCGCGGACUGCUCACCGACUCGAAAUUUGAUCGAGCUUGUCCCGGGAUCUUGUUCAGUGUGCUCGUAAAAGAGAUUCCAGACCGUUUGAUACCUUCCUCAUACAACACCCACGCAGAAAAGCAGCCGGUCGUGAAUCAUGGGUGCUACCUGUAUCAGUACGACGAUAAUGUAGUCGUGCUGGAUGGGCGUCGGCUGCCUACUGCCUGGCAAUUUGAAAUAGCCACUACUUUUUACGUCAAUGGACGACGUCACUGCCGCCCCGUAUCCAGCAUUCACGAUACCACAUACGUAGUCUGCGUACUACUGUUACAUGCCAAAUCGAACUCUGUAGGCUCAUCACAUUUGUUUAGUUGGCCGAGGAGAGCACAAAACUGGAUGCGGCUGCGUCGAUAUGCGUUCAUUGGAAUUGCGAUCGUCGACCCUGUCAUGCUCGUCUGCCCAAGAUCUGCACUUGGAUCGGCGACUUUAGCUGUAACCACCUGUUGGCUCCUCUGA
Molecule: messenger RNA, 1011 nt
Organism: Bipolaris zeicola 26-R-13
Lineage: Eukaryota; Fungi; Ascomycota; Dothideomycetes; Pleosporales; Pleosporaceae
Exons: 5
Coding region: 1-1011 (336 amino acids)
Source: RefSeq, a predicted model, not a curated record